This is a messenger RNA of Nicotiana attenuata, 755 nucleotides long. Its product is annotated as heavy metal-associated isoprenylated plant protein 46-like. The record is from RefSeq and is a predicted model, not a curated record. NCBI's taxonomy places the organism in Eukaryota, Viridiplantae, Streptophyta, Magnoliopsida, Solanales, Solanaceae. Bases 232 to 609 code for a protein of 125 amino acids. The transcript has 3 exons. Gene Ontology annotation, molecular function: metal ion binding.
GUAAGCUAGGUCCUCCCAACUUCAUAAAGAUUAAUAAUGUUAAUCACUUCAUUGUCCUCCUCUUCUUCAAAACGUGUUAUUUACGACUUGCUAGAUAGGGGCGAGUCGCAACUAUAAAUACCCAGAAAAUACAAUUUUCUCCAGUACAAUUUCCCAAGAAUUUCAAAAAUUACAACCCCUCUUUACGAUUUCGUAUUUAAUUAAAGCAAUUUUCCCUUCUAAGCACAGAGAAUGAAGCAAAAGGUUGUUAUUAGGUUAUCCAUGAAUGGAAAUGAUCAGAAAUCACGGUCCAAGGCCUUCAAAAUUGCCGUUUCUCAGCCAGGUGUAGAAUCAGCAGCUAUACAGGGGGGAGAAAAGAAUGAGUUAGAAGUGGAGGGAGAGCAGAUUGAUGCAGUGACACUAACCAAAUUGCUUAGAAAGAAAUUGAAGCAAGCAGAGCUGUUGAGUGUUGGCCCUGUUGACAAGAAAGAUGGUGACAAAAAAGAGGGUCCAAAAAUGGAAGUUGCCAUGAUGUACUGGCCAUCCUAUAAUUACCCUUAUUACGUUGUACCUCAAUUUCCACUUUAUGAAAUUAGAGAUUCAUAUCAAUCAGGCUGCUCCAUAAUAUAAAUCAGAAUUUUAUGUAAGCAGUGUCGGUUUGUUGUUGCAAAUCAAUUAUUACUAUAUAGAUUUGGAGUUGAGGCUAUGAGGUUGUAAACAACCUUUACUUUUUUUUUUUAAUCCUAAAUCAAUGUGUAGUUUACAUUUUUUUAAGC